UAUAAUUUACGGACCGUUAUCAAGUCAAAUAACGAAGAAUUAUAUAGUCCUCCUCUACGCUCCGGACUAAUUAGUUAUUUAUUACAUAUCUUUCAUUCAAUCUCCAAAUUGGUCAAACAACAAGAUUUUGUGGAUACUGUGGCAAAAAGUCAUAUUCUUGCAAAUGAAAAUUUUCUUUUGGUUCAAAAAUUACAAUUUACAACUAUUUUUGUUCUCAUUUUCGUUGUUGCUACAGCAGCAAUAUCUAUUAAAGAUGAAUUAUGUGCAAAUGUACGAUCGCCGAAUCGACGUUCAGUUCGUCAUUUAAGGGAUUCUCCAUCUACUCACAAGACGAAUGCGGCCAAACUACCAUCGCAGGAAUGUUCAACUGAAGAUUUGAGUGAUGGGAGCACAGAACCACAUUUCCGAAAUCGAUUUGGAUUGUUUUGGGGAUGGUAUUCUUUCCCACAAAUUGGUAAAAAUAGCAAACGUAAUUGUAGUGCAAAUAAACGUCGUGACGGUAAUAAUGCUAUGAUUGUUAAAGCACAAGCGAGUGUUAAUAAUUUGCUAAGAUAA
This is a messenger RNA of Funneliformis geosporum, 555 nucleotides long. Lineage: Eukaryota; Fungi; Glomeromycota; Glomeromycetes; Glomerales; Glomeraceae. The record is from the annotation of a GenBank genome assembly.